Amborella trichopoda is the source of this 2858-nucleotide messenger RNA. RefSeq names its product WRKY transcription factor. Lineage: Eukaryota; Viridiplantae; Streptophyta; Magnoliopsida; Amborellales; Amborellaceae. The record is from RefSeq and is a predicted model, not a curated record.
CCCUCCGUUUUAUGCAACUUCCCUCUCUUUGGCUUGUUUUUGUUGGAGGGACUGCCUCCGUCUGUUUCUCUGCUCUGCUGCCUCCCUCCUGCAUAAACCCUAAUUUUUCUCCUCCGCUCAAAGAAAAUCUGCCGUUUUAAGGACCAUUGGCUUCUGGCGCAGUCUUGGCUGAUGGUACCGCUUCCUGUUAAUUGUUUCCCAACCCUGUUCAACUUCACAGGCACCAUCAUUGCCUAGCCUUCUUUGUUGAAGGGAUUUUCUACCCACUUCCUAGGAGAAUGGAUCGACGCGAUACAUCAGGGUUUGUUAGCGGAGGAGGAAUUCACCCUGGCAAAAUUCACAGCGCUCACUGUACAUAUGUGUUGUUUUUUAAUUUCUUUCAUAAAUAAAUUGCAUGCCCUGCCCUUUUCUUUCUCUCAGUCCUGGAUUUAAAUACGGUUUGAUUGGCCACCUUCCACAAUAAGAACUUCGACUGUUUUAAGCAUAAACGGAUUUGUUCCUGUAAAUUCACAUGGAUAGCAGGUUUCACCGCUCGGGCUUCGCCGCAAAGCCCGCUAUAUUACCUUGUUUGACAUUGACCACACUCCCCCAAGAUUCAGAGUAUGGAACUGACACGGUAUUGAGGCUGGAUUCACCAAGCUGCAAGUCCCAGAGAGACCCUUUAUCUUCCCUGAACACUGGCAUGAAGCGAAAAUGGGGCUCCAUUUACAGUGGCAGUCUCAGACUCUCUGGUUUGGAUGAUGAUGACUCUCUGCGUCUGGGGCUUGGCCGAUCCUCAAGCUCCUCAGAUAGUAAAGGAAGCUCUGCAACUGCCUGCACCAUGUCCUCUGCCAAAGAAACUGAUGAGGAGAUCUCAAUGGACCUGGACCUGAACUUCCAGCUCCACCUUGGCAAUGACAAGUCUGCUAGCCCGACAAAGAAACCUGCUAUUCCACUUUAUAAAAACCUACAGGGAAAAAAUGAUGACACAGAACCAAGUUAUCUUCUGCAACUAAGCCUCUCAACUGGACCUUCGGAAUCUGGAAUCACAAGCAUUGUUCUGAAUGCGAACCAUGAAUUGAAGAAAUCCAGAAUGACGGACAAGGGAUCGUCCGCCAAAGUGGAAGGCCAUGUACUGCUGCACGGGCUUGAACGACCAGAGAAGAGUGACGGACUUGGUUAUUAUAAUGGCAACAUUGAUAAUAAUAAUAAUGAUGAUGUGGUUUGGGGUGGUAUUUGCGAGAAACUGGAUCCAGCUGUAUCAGUGCCGCUGAGCUCGGUUACAUGCUCUUCUUCGGGGGUUGGGGUGGUGCGCAAUGGGAAUGGGAGGAACUGCCAAUUCAAGGGUUGCCGAAAGGGGGCGAGAGGGGCAUCUGGGCUGUGCAUAGCGCAUGGAGGGGGGCGGAGGUGUCAAAAGUUAGGUUGCCACAAAGGGGCAGAGGGGCGCACAGCAUACUGCAAGGCCCAUGGGGGUGGGCGGCGGUGCCAAUUCCUCGGCUGCACCAAGAGUGCAGAGGGGCGCACGGACUUGUGCAUCGCGCAUGGAGGGGGGCGUCGAUGCGGGCGAGACGGCUGCACACGGGCAGCUCGUGGCAAGUCUGGGCUGUGCAUUAGGCAUGGUGGGGGCAAGCGGUGCCAGCACGAGGGAUGCACCAAGAGCGCUGAGGGUUUCUCGGGGCUUUGCAUCUCUCAUGGUGGGGGCCGGCGGUGUCAGUACCCAGCGUGCUCCAAGGGGGCACAAGGGAGCACCCCCUUUUGCAAGGCACAUGGAGGGGGGAAGAGGUGCACGGUGCCUGGGUGCACCAAGGGUGCCGAGGGGAGCACCCCAUUCUGCAAGGGGCAUGGUGGGGGGAAGCGGUGCUCCUUUGGUGGUGGCGGGGUGUGCCCAAAAAGUGUGCACGGGGGAACACGCUUCUGCGUGGCCCAUGGCGGGGGGAAGCGUUGCGCUGCCCCUGGGGGGUGCACCAAGAGUGCGCGAGGCCGCACCGACUUCUGUGUGAGGCACGGCGGGGGCAAGCGCUGCAAGUAUGAUGGCUGUGGGAAGAGCGCGCAGGGCAGCACCGACUUUUGCAAGGCCCAUGGUGGUGGCAAGCGAUGCUCUUGGGGGACCCAUUCCCAAGAUCAACAAGGGGGAUGUGACAGGUUUGCGAGGGGGAAGACAGGACUUUGCGCUGCGCACAGCGCACUGGUGCAGGACAAGCGGGUACAUGGUGGGGGAAGCCUGGGGCUGCCUUCCUCAUCCUCCUAUGAGAAGCAGCAGCCUAUCGUCAUUGUCAGGCCAAUGACUAGCACUACCACUUCUAGUGCUGAUAAGGUGGAAUUUGUGGCUGGAAAAAGUAUUGGACACUGCUGUGGUUUUCCGGAGGUGCAUGCUAGGGGGUUGGGGGGUGCUGGGACUUCUUCACUUCCAGAAGGGAGGGUGCAUGGCGGCAGCCUCAUGGCUUUGCUGGCAUCUGGAAAACCAGUGGCUGGAAGCGAACAGGAGAGGUCGUUACCUCAUUGGAUGUAAGAUGAGAUAAAAAAAGAAAACGGAGUGGCCAAUCUUUGUGCUCGUUGUUUAGACUGGAGUUUAGUGCCGUAGUUUGAGAGUCGUCGGUUUGGUGGUCAGGUGUAGCUGCGUCUGAGGUUUUUGUUUUUUGGGGAAGUGGAGCCUUCUGGUUUUAUUUAGGAGCAGGGGAGAAUAAAGAGAUUCUCAUUCAUUGCUUGUAUUAAUAAAGAUUGUCUGUGUGUUAUUUUUAUUGAUCUAAUCCCUCGCGAGUUGAGUUUGGAAGAGGGUGGGGCGUAGAGGUUCAGUUGGGGUUUCAUGGAUUGCUACCUUUUGUAAAUAUAACAUGUGCAGGCUCUUAUGUAUUCUUGUGAAUACAUGGUUGUUUUCUUUA